Messenger RNA from Phyllotreta striolata, 472 nucleotides. NCBI's taxonomy places the organism in Eukaryota, Metazoa, Arthropoda, Insecta, Coleoptera, Chrysomelidae. The record is from the annotation of a GenBank genome assembly.
AUAAAUACGGCAUGACGGCCCGAGAUGAGAUAGUCUAGGAUCGAGCCGAAGCAAUCAUGAAGGUCUCUCUAGUUUUUCUAAUUUUCGGCUUCUGCGGCAUCGCCCUCGCCGGCCACAGCAACUACAACUCCAGGCACGACGCUAGCCAGCACGACAGAUACCGACACUCUGCUAGAAAUAGGGCGGUUUUGCUAAUCGAUGAGGAAAACGAAAAGGACCCCACCGUGUACGCUUCUUAUAAGCCAUACGCACACGAAAUGGACCCCACGGUUUACGGUUCUUAUACGCCUUACUCGCCUUAUAUAGUCGGUGUGGAUCGUACGCCUGCUUACGAGCCGUACCCUCACCAUAGCCGCCAACGCUACGGCUUGGCGUAGAAAUUUCGAAAAAAUAAUAUUUCGUUAAAUUCCAUAGAGUCUUCUUUCCAUCGACAGCGUGAGCUACAAUUGUAUAAAAAUUGUGUGUUAUGUUA